AUGACAACCCAAAAUUCUGUUAUUAAUUGGAUCUCUCUUCCAAAAUUCGGUUAUGGAUUUGCAAUAUAUCCAUUCACUCCAGGGUCUUCAAAUUCGACCAAUUCAACCAAAGGGGAAGCAGUUGUUUCUGACGCUGACGCUUCAUCAAUAACUUCCACAAAUGAAAAUUCUCCCAUCAUAUCUUUUCAAGUAACUCUUGAAGUAGGAGACGAAGUUUAUGUUUUUGAAGAACAAGGCGCCUGGUAUCGUGGUUAUGUUGUUUCUCAAUUACGACAAACAGAAGAACCUCAAGUUUAUGUUGGUAUUUUUCCAAUGAAUCAUGUCUAUAUUAAAGAAUAUUUGGAUGAUAUAGAAUUAUUACAAGAAAAUAGUGAUGUCGCUUCUAUAUCAGAAAAUGAAAAAUACACUAGACCUCCUCCACCUUUACCUUCUCUCAAAUGUGGAGAUGAUACAGUCAGUGGAAAAAGUGAACCUUUAGUUGAUGAGAUCGCUAGUACCGUUAGAGAAUGGAGUAGUAUAUUACCGAAAUAUUUGGAAGAAAGAAAUUAUGAUAUGUUCAGAACAGUCAAAGAUCAAAUAAAUAAUUUAUUACAAGGGAGACGUCAAUUGUUGGCUCAAACGUUAUCACAUGAUGAACUAAGCAAAUUACGGAGGGAACUUAUUAAUAAACUUGUAUCUGGUAACCUAAUUCAAAAUUUAGAUAUCAUUGUACGAGAUCCAGAGAGAGGUUUUCUUGCUGACGAAACGAAUAUAUCUGCUAUUCGUCUUUAUCAAUUACAAACGCAAUUAUCAACUUUGAAUAUUGAUAAACAAAAAUCUGAAUCUGUCUUACUAAGUCCUGCAGCAUCAACUCCUAACGCGCAACAAACACAAUCUUCAUCAACAUUAGCUGAUACAGGAAGUCAUAUCCCAAAGUUUUAUCACAUAUUUUUGGAUUUAAAAGCCUGGGUGGCAUCAAUUUCAGCACCUGGUGAAUACACUGAACUUUAUUUUUCAUUAUAUACAAAAGCUGGUGGACGUUUUAUUACAGAAGAAUACUUUAUUGUGUUUAAUCAUAAUGGUGUACCAAAGGAUGAAUCGAAGAUAGGAAAAAUUCGGACGAUUUUUACUGAUCUUUCUCAUCACGAUAUCCAGGAACAAAUUUAUUUAGUUUGUCGAAUUGUCAGGACGGGUAGUAUGAAAAUUACAGAUAGAGAUAAAGAAAUACCAAAGGAAGUUGGUUCAAUGACCUCAUUGUUUUCUAAAUCUUUAAAAGAAACAGAAAAUGCUGAUCAAUCAACGCAACAGGUCAAUGGAAAAUUACCAACACAAGCAUUCCGUAGACCUUUUGGAUGUGCUGUUCUCGAGAUUAGUCAUCUUCUUCAAGGAAAGGAAAAAGAAUCUAUGAGCGAACACGUAAUGCCAAUUUUUGUUCCUAUACAAGAGUCAACUUUUGCCACACUUCAUGAAGACAUUAUUAUGGAUCAUAUUAAAGAUUUUGAAAAAUCACCACGUGCAGAAAUGGUAAGCGUCUCAAUUCGUCCUUAUUAUGGUGAGGCAGCUACUAUUAUUAAAGAAAAUCCAGCAUUGCUACAAGAUAUUCCUAUUACAUCUCGUCUUGGUUUUCCUGAUGUUGUAUUUCCAGGGGACGUACGAAAUGAAAUUUAUAUCAAAUUAAUAUCAGGUGAUUUUUCACAAGGACGUACUACUACCGCAAAAAAUAUUCAAGUUACAGCAGAAGUUAGACUUAAUUCAGGAGAAACAUUAGAAAAUGUAAUAUCACAAGGAACCGGUGAGCCUCGAACAACACACUUCGAGUCACUAGUUUUUUAUCAUUCUAAUAAUCCUAUGUGGGGCGAAUUAAUAAAAUUAUGCAUUCCAAUAGAAUUAAUUGAACAAGCUCACUUGUUUUUCACAUUUCGUCAUCGAUCGACAAGGGACAAGAAGGAAGAUAAAAUUUAUGCAUUUGCUUAUAUUCCUUUGUUCCCAGAAAAUCGUGCUUUCAUUAGUGAUGGAAAGCAUAAUCUUACUUUAUAUAGAUAUGACAAACAAUUGAUUAAUUCUUCCUCAUAUUUAAAAGCUCCUUGGACACCUUCCGCUACAAUUCCAGAUACUGUUUCUGUACAUUCUUUCACCAGUUCGCAUUCGACUCAUAAAUUAGUUACUUCGUCUAGGGAAUCUAUGUCAAUAAUGACAUUUUUAUGUUCUACAAAAUACACACAAAAUGAAGUAUUACUUAAAUUAUUGAAUUGGGAAAAACAACUUUUGUCAGAUGCACAUGAAAUGGUAUCUGUUUUGAAAAAAUUCACUUUUGUCGGUGAAGUCGAAAUAGUAAAAUUUUUACGAGAUAUUUUUGAUGCACUUUUUGGGAUUCUUAUUUCUACAAAAAAUCAACAAGGAGACUUAGAUGAUUUGAUAUUCAGUGCCCUUGUAACAAUACUUGGUAUAGUUUCUGAUCGACGAUUUACGAAUUUCCGACCAGUACUUGAUGUUUACAUAGAAAAACACUUUACUUGUGCUCCCGCAUCUUCUCAUUUGAUUCGAUCAAUGAAUCGUCUUAUCUCUAAUCCAACCAAUCCUGAUAACGCACAAAAUUUACGAUCCGCCAUUAAAGUAUGGCAAUAUAUUUUUAAGAUAAUAUUACGAUCUCGAGAACUUCAACGAACCAAAGAAACUGAUAUUGGAUUAUCCGGAAAUUAUGUUGAGGAACAGUUUAAAAAAGAUCUUUUUGCACUUUUCAAAAGUAUAGACAAGCUCAUGUCAAUCACUACUCCCCAAUCAAUCAUUGGUACGCAAACAUUGGCCUUGCAAAAUUUUGCAUCUAUAUUUUCAGAUCUGGGUAAAUGUUUUACACCGGAAGAUCUAGUACAAAUUGCGAUUCGUUUUACCGAAUCUGUAAGAUUACCUAAGGGUAAACUAUUAGCAUAUAAAUUGUUAGUUGUACUUCAAUUCUGUAGAGGACCAUUAUUUGAGAACGCAGAAUCUCGUGCGAUUCUUUUACGUAGAGUAGUUGAGUGGGUAGCGGAUCAUAUGGGUAAAUGGGAAAAAACAGGAAAAGUUAUUGAUGUUGAAACUGCUAGAAUGCAAUGGCAAGAUGGUAUCCGUUUAUGUAUUACAAUUAUUGCUGUCAUGUUAGAGAGCUUACAAAAUACCAUUGAGUUAUCUACUGAUGAGGAAUUUUUACAAAGAGAAGUUGAAAAUGUAAAAAUAAUUCAUCCACUCAUGAUGAAACUUUGUGAAUCCUAUAGAGAAUUACAUAUAACUAAUAAUGGUUCACGUCAAAGAAAUGAUCGAACUGCUUCUAUCGGAUCCUUAUCUAUGUUAACAAGUUCAUAUUUAAACCAGACUCCUGCUCUAACAAAUAAAUAUUCAAGGGAAUUUCCUUUUUAUCAAUUUCAAAGUUCUAAUUCUAUUGGAUUAGGAGAAAUAUCGUCUGUGAUAUUACAAAUCUUGUUUUUAUUAACGCAAGAUAAUAUAAAAGAACAUUUGCUUUCCACUUAUUAUCGUGAAGGACACGAUGCUACUGGAGAAUUCUUGAUUUUACUAUUCCAGGUAGCAAGAUCAAUUCUAAAAAAUGAAGCAUUUCCGUCAUCUUGGUUGAACAUGAAUAUUAUGUCUCUUAAGGUUUUCUUGAAAUUCCUUGAGCCUGUUUCUUCCUUGAUGGAAAAGAAUUAUAUACCUGAUAAAGAAGCUCCCGAAAAUUUUAAUGAACAGCUUUGGCGAGAAUACUUCAAUUUUCUAUUAUGUUUGCUUACCAAUGAACAUUUAAUAAUUGAAAAUUUCACACCACAAAAACGUCGAGCAAUCUGGCGACUAGCAGGUGAUCUUCGAGGACAUGGUGCUAAACUGUUAUCAAACUUAUGGGAUUCUCUUGGUUGGAGACAAGGCAAAGAUGGUAAAAUGGCAGGUUAUCAAACUCGUUUUAUUAAUACACUUUUAGGUCCGAUAUUAGAAUUAUGUUUAUCUCAUCAUGAUGAAUUACGUUCAGCGGCGAUCACAGUAUUGUUUAGUAUAAUAGUAACGCAAUACACUAUGGAAGAAGAUCUUAAACAAAUGGAAUCAGAUAUAAUAGAUUUGUUAGAUAAAUUAUUUAUGUCAGAAAAUAAGGGAGAUGAAAUUUCUCGUGCUUACUUUAUUGUUCAAUUACGAAGUUUAUUUGAGGAUUCUAAUGUUGAUGCUCCAUUGAAAGAAAUUAUUAUGAAAUUUUUGGAUUCACUGAGUGAAUUUUUAGAACUUUUACUUGGAGUCCGUGAAUUACCUGAAGGUGAUGAAUUUCAAGAUGAUCGAAUAAUGUGUACUCUCAAAUUAAUGAAAUUCAUCAAAUCCAUUGAACGUGAUCAAAUAUACAUCAAAUAUGUUCAUCAAUUAGUUCAAAUGCAAGUUAAUUAUCUUAAUUUUGUUGAGGCUGCAUUAGCGCUUAAACUACACUCCGAUUUAUAUGAAUGGGAUCCAAACUCUGAAGUUGAGGCACUUCCAGACUUAGAUUUCCCUAAACAAUCCCCAUUUGAUCGAAAAGAAAGAUUAUAUAUACAAAUUCUAGACUAUUUUGUAAAGGGUAAAGCAUGGGAAUGUGGUAUUGAAAUUUGCAAAGAAUUGGCUCGACAUUUUGAAUAUACGACCCAUGAUUACCAACGUCUCAGUAAUAUUCUUAAACAACAAGCUGUACUACAUGAAAAUGUGAUUAAAAAAGAAAGAUAUUUCAGUGAAUAUUUCCGAGUUGGUUUCUAUGGUAGAGGAUUUCCGGCUAGUUUACAAAAUCGUCAAUUCAUAUACCGAGGAUAUGAAUGGGAAAAGAUUGGAGCAUUCUGUGAACGUAUGCAAAACAAGCAUCCUCAAGCUCAAUUGUUAAAAUCAAAUAAUCCUCCAACAGAUGAUAUUCUUUAUGGAGAUGGACAAUUUUUACAAGUGACGGCAGUAAAUCCCGAACCUGAUAGAAAUAAUCCUGUAUUUAAAGGAGAUGUACCUUCCGCAAUUCGUAGUUAUUAUGAGCAUAAUUCCGUAAAUACAUUUUGUUUUUCACGACCAGUAAAUAAGAAUCCUGAUGGAGUGAAAUCAUCUAAUGAGUUUUUAGAUCUAUGGACAGAAAAGACUAUAAUGAUAUCUGAGGAUUACUUUCCUACCGUACUUCGAAGAUCAGAAGUUAUUCAAGUUACAAUUAUUGAAGUAUCACCAAUUGAAAAUGCUAUUGCCACUAUGAAAGCAAAAAAUCGUGAAUUAUUGGCACUUGAGGCAAAAUAUAAUGCUUAUCUUUCUUCAAAAAACGUUGAUAUUGAUAAAAUAAAUACCAAUCCAUUAUCUAUGUCAUUAAAUGGUGCUGUAGAUGCACCUGUCAAUGGUGGUGUCCCAAUGUAUAAGAAAGCAUUUUUUGGAUCAGACUUUUUAACAGCAAAUUCUGAUAAGGAAGUUUUUGUUGAACAACUAAAGGAGGCAAUUGAGGAACAGGUUCAUAUAAUUGAUAGAUCUUUGGAUAUACAUGAACGUUUAGUUUCCAAUGAAAUGCGUCCACUGCAUGAUACACUCGUUAAAUUCUUUCACCGAAAUUUUUCGGAAGAAAUUUAUCGAUUAGCCGAGCGUAAAAAAUCGAAGGCUCAAAAUUCAGUAAAAAACGCGAAACCAUCUAAACUAGUGACAUCUGAUUCAUUUACCGCAUCACCAUUUUUCCUUCCACCAUUAAAUAUCAAUAAAUCAUUUGGAAUUCCAUCAACAUAUGGAGUUCCAUCAUAUACAACCGAAUCAUUAUCACCUAUAUCUCCCAUAUCAAUGCCACUGUCUAAUUCUUCAAUAAUAACAAGAGUAACGUCGGUGAAAUUAAAUUCAAAGUCCGUAGGUUCACAAUCAGAUAGUUGUUCGAAUACUGCUUCGGCAACAUAUACUAAAAGUCCAUCAGAAGGAGGGAGCAGUAAUAAUAGCAUUGAUGAUACAAUUGCGGACAUGCCGGUAAUUAAGAAGAGAAGUACAAUUAAAGAACGUCAAAACUCGUCUCCAUUUAGUGAGAAACGUAUGAUCCUUAGAGGAUUCUCAUUAAAUCGUAAUAAAAGUACUACACAGCAAGGAACAAAAUAUCUUUCUCAUCCAGAAAUAAGAAUAACUUAUCAUAUCAAUAUAAUUAAGAUGACAUCCAAUUAUCUCACACUUUCACAUAUUGGUCUUGGAACAUAUCGAAUGUGUGCCAACGUCUUGAAAAAUAAAGUAGCUUUUUAUGAAGCACUUACUAGAAAACCUAAAGCUCCAAUUAUCAAUGUUAUCGAUACUUCGCCAAAUUAUUUUAAUUUAGGAAGUACAAUAUUCAAAAGAGAAGAUAUUUUUUUGUCAUCAAAAUUUGGAAACAUAAUAGGAGAAAAUAUGAGAAAUAUAGAAAGUGAAAUUGAAUGCCUUAAGAUUCCGAGUGGAAAUAUUGUUAAACAUUCAGAAUAUUGUUAUCAUUGUAUCCAUCCAGAAUUUAUGAGAGCUCAAUUACACAAAAGUUUGGAACAAUUGAAAACAAAUUAUUUGGACUUUUUUUUUAUUCAUAAUCCUGAAUACUUUUUAAAGAAACAUGUUAAAUUUACUGCUAAUAAUCGUAAAGUCCUUGGAAAAGUAAUUAUAGAAAGAAUUAGUGAAACAUUUAUUGCAUUAGAGCAAGCAAUUUCUCAGGGUCUAAUUCGUUCAUAUGGAAUUAGUUCAAGUAGUUUUGCCUUACCAAAUACUGAUCAAAAUUUCUUACCAUAUGAGGAUUUGUUAGACAGAGCAAGAAAAGCAUCAAGGAUUGUUAGAGGAACUGAAAAUCAUGGAUUCACGGCCAUACAAUUCCCGGCAAAUAUGUUGGAACCAAUUGGAUUGGAAACUACUGCAAAAUGGGCUAAAAGUAAUGGAUUAAAAGUAUUUGUUAAUAGACCUUUUAAUGCAUUUACUAAAGAUGGCAGAUUUCGCUUAGCCAGUUAUCCGAAAUCUUCAUAUGGCCAAAUCAAAGAAUCAACUAUAGAAAGGCUUAAAUCAUCUACUCAAGGAUAUAAUGAUUUUCAUAUAGAAGGUUUAAUUGAUUGGAUAAUUCGAAUUGGUUCACAACUUUCUGAGUUUGAGUCAAUAUAUCAUUUUGAUGCUUAUAAAGUAAUUUUAGAACAAAGAAUUAAAAAAGUUCAUAAAGAUCCAAUGAUAAGAAUGAUUUUAAAAGAUUUCAUUAAUGGACUUGAAGAUGAAAUAAGAUAUAGAGAUUCACGAAGAGUUGAAACCUAUCUUAAAAAAAAUGGAUGGGAAAGUUUGAUAAAAAAUAAACCAAUAGAAGAAGUAGCCUAUGAAUUUUUAAAAGAUAGUGGAGUAGUAGAUUGUGUUUUGAUGGAGUUAACUGCAAAGAAUUAUGUUGAUUUUGCUAUUCAAAUGUUAGAGAAAUAUAAGUAA
Molecule: messenger RNA, 7353 nt
Organism: Diversispora eburnea
Lineage: Eukaryota; Fungi; Glomeromycota; Glomeromycetes; Diversisporales; Diversisporaceae
Source: the annotation of a GenBank genome assembly